CGUAUGUUCGAAGCUAACCUCUUCGCCAUUAGGCUAUGUGAACCGUUCGCGGGGAGCCGACGGCGGGGAAGAUUAGGGGCUGCUUUUUAUACCCUUUGCUUCCUGCCAUCAUGCCAUCUUUCCUCUCGGAACUCUUCCCGCCCGCGACCAAGUUCACCGCGGACGAUGUGCCGGAUAUGACGGGCAAAGUUGUCAUCGUCACUGGGGGGAAUGCAGGGAUAGGGAAGGAGUGCACGAAGAUACUGCUCGGCAAGAACGCAAAGGUCUACAUAGCGUCGCGUGACGAGGCAAAGGCCAAACGCGCGAUAGAGGAGCUGAAGGGGGUCACAGGGAAGGAGGCGCUUUUUCUCCGUCUGGAUCUGGCCAACUUGCGCAAGGUCAAGACGUCCGCGGAGGAGUUUCUUUCGAAGGAGAGCGAGCUUCAUGUACUGUUUAACAACGCUGGCGUCAUGAGCUGCCCCAUCGACUAUGUCACCGACGACGGCUACGACAUGCAGUUCGGGACCAACGUCCUCGGUCACUUCUACUUCACGAAGUUACUCCUCCCCGUCAUUCUUUCCACAGCGGAGAAGGCGCCCAAAGGAUCCGUCCGCGUCGUCAACGUAGCGUCCAACGCCCAUCUAUUUAGCGACGUCAAGUUUGAAUUGUUGAAGGACUCGCCCGCUCGCAGGAAGCGGAGGACCGAGCUGCUCUAUGGGCAGAGUAAGACUGGAAACAUUCUCCUUUCGAACGAGCUCGCCCGGAGGUAUGGCCAUCGGAUCGUCAGCAUCUCUCUCAAUCCGGGUGCCAUAAAGACAGAGCUUCAACGCCACAGCGGCGCGGCUCUCACAGCUAUUCUGAACUGGCUCGUCCUUAAGGACGUCUCCUUUGGCCCGCUCACACAGCUGUACGCCGGUACGUCCCCGGAAGCCGCAGCAAUGAACGGAAAGUACCUGAUCCCCUGGGCGCGUGUCGGAGCGCCGGCCAAGUACGCUCAAGAUUCGGACAAGGCAGCUAAGCUGUGGGAUUGGUUGGAGGAGCAAGUGAAAGAUAUAUGAGUCGCGCUCCCUUCGCGUAUGGAUAGGUUUCCGCGCGUGGUAGCCUAUAACAGGCUGACGUUUAACGUUUCUAGCGUUUGUAUUUAUAAUGAUACCUUAUCUUAACGUUGUGAUGAGGUAUCCUCAUCCACCGCGUAGAUUAGUAAAACUUACGCAUUCAAUCAUUUACAAGGUCGCUCUUAUUGUAGGACGUCUCAUUUAGUCCACUCACGCACCUGUAUGCUGGCACAUCCCCGCAUCGAUGAAUGGGAAGGUGCGUUACGUACAAACCG
Molecule: messenger RNA, 1309 nt
Organism: Coniophora puteana RWD-64-598 SS2
Lineage: Eukaryota; Fungi; Basidiomycota; Agaricomycetes; Boletales; Coniophoraceae
Product: NAD(P)-binding protein
Exons: 10
Coding region: 111-1037 (308 amino acids)
Source: RefSeq, a predicted model, not a curated record